Molecule: messenger RNA, 2898 nt
Organism: Cornus florida
Lineage: Eukaryota; Viridiplantae; Streptophyta; Magnoliopsida; Cornales; Cornaceae
Product: disease resistance protein At4g27190-like
Exons: 4
Coding region: 1-2898 (965 amino acids)
Molecular function (GO): ADP binding
Source: RefSeq, a predicted model, not a curated record
AUGGAUGUUGUUGAUACUAUUGUGGGAAAAAUGUUAGAGCCAAUGAUAGAGCUUUUGUUCACAUCCACUCGGCGUCAAAUUGGUUAUGUGUUUCACUACAAACACAACAUCAAGAGUUUUGAAGUUGAAGUUGAGAAUCUCAGAGCUUGUAUGAAGAGGGUCCAAGACGAUGUCGAAAUGGCCAAGGACAAUGGGAUGGUAGUGGAGGAAGAUGUUUCGAAGUGGCUUGAGAAAGUAGAGAGGUCGUUGAUCACGUUUGAAGAAGUGACGAAGUUAUUGCAAGACAGACAAAACCUCUGUUGUCUUGAUGUUUGCUCGAGGCAUCAGCUAGGUAGGGAAGGAAAAAAGAAGAGUUUGGUUGUUACUGGCCUAAAAGAUGAAGGUAAGUUUGAGACACAUGCACGUACUCCUCAUCUCACUGGUAUUUGGAAUGUCUCCUCCACAAAUUUUGAGCAAUUUGAAUCCAGAAAUUCAGUUUUUAACAAGAUCAUGGAGGCGAUGAAAGAUGACAGUAAUUACAAAAUUGGAAUAUAUGGAAUGCCCGGUGUUGGAAAGACAACAAUGGUGGAAGAAGCUGGAAAACAAGCUGAAAAAGGCCUAUUUGAUGAGGUUGCAAUGGCAGUUUUCUCUCAGAAUCCGGAUCUGACGAAAAUCCAAGAAAAACUUGCAGAUUGUUUAAAUUUGGAACUAAAAAAAAAGAGUGAAGAAGGGAGAGCUGCUGAACUACGCAAUAGAUUGAAGAACGGGAGAAAAAUCCUUGUGAUAUUGGAUGACCUUUGGGGUGAUCAGAUCACACUGAAGAAAAUCGGAAUUCCAGAUGAUAUAGAUAAUAGCAAGGGUUGCAAGAUUUAUAUUGAUGAUUUGGUGAAGUAUGGAGUGGGAACAGGGUUUCUUCGAAGCUCGGAUACAAUGAAAAAGAAAAGAGAUAGAGCAAAAACGUUGGGUAAUAUCCUUAAGAAAUCUAAUUUAUUGUUGGAAGGUAAAGAUGAAAAUUCCGUCAAAAUGCAUGACGUAAUUCGGGAUGUUGCUAUUUCAAUUGCAUCAAAAGAUUCGAAUGUGUUUCUCGUAAAAGAUGUUGUCAAUGUUUGGCCCGAAAAAAAUGAUUAUAGACGUUGCACAGCAAUAUCAUUAAGGACUUCCCACAAUGUUAGUCGGCUUCCGGAUCAAUUAGUUUGCCGAGAACUACGCACCCUAGUGUUGGGAUGCAACACACCUGGUGGUUCACAAUUACUAGAACUCCCUAGUAACUUUUUUAAAUGGGUAGAAAAUCUGGAAGUUUUGGAUUUGUAUAGAAUAAAUCUAUUGCAAUCAUCACUUUCAAAUCUGGUUAAUCUUCGGAUGUUGCGUCUGCACUACUGUAAGUUGGUGGAUCUAUCUUUCCUCAAGAAUUUUAAAAUCCUUGAUAUCCUAAGUAUUGAUGAUGAUUUCCAACAUAAACUGAUGGUUGAUGAAGUAGUACAGUUAAAUCAUCUGCGUUCGUUGGAUUUAAGAAAAUGUAAUUGUGAGAUGGCUGAAAUAUUUCAGUCGGGCGUCCUAUCACAUCUAUCCGGCCUGGAGGAAUUGUACCUUCCGUUGAGAUUUGACACAUGGGGUGAUGAAGGCAAUGUAAGUAUUGCAGAGCUACAUUGUUUGAGUAGCUUAACCAGUUUACAUAUUCGUAUACCAAAACAUAUCAUCUUAUUGCCCAAGAAUGACCUUCCCAGCUUUCAAUCGUUGACAACAUUUCAUAUUUGGAUCGGGGAUUAUGAUGGGAGGUGCAAUCAUGAAUACACGAAAACAAAGAUCUUGGGACUCAAGAAUGUUCCUUGGAAAAUUGAGUUCAAUGUUUUGAUGAAGAAUGUUGAAGUACUAUUUUUGCUUAAUUCGGAAGGUGCAAAGAAGGUGCUUCACCACAUUGACGGAGAGUGGUUUUUAGACUUGGAGUCUCUUAAAGUUAAGAAUUGUCAUGACAUGGAAUAUCUACUAGGAAAACCUCAUACACCAUGCCCGUUGGGUUCUUUUGGUAAACUCAGCAUAUUAGAAGUUGGAAAAUGUAGAUCAAUCAAGUAUCUCUUUUCUCCUUCCACCGCAAGAUGUCUUUCAAAUCUGCAUAAUCUCACAAUUACAAAUUGUGAGAUGUUGGAAGAAAUAGUUGGAGGUGAUGAGGACGUCAUGGAUAAUGUUUUUUUUGGUCAGUUAAAGAAAUUGUGGUUAGUGAAUUUGCCGAAUAUCAGAAGCAUCUAUUCCGAUACGAAAAAGACAUCAACUACAGAGUGCAACCCUUCCACCAUUGAACAAGCUCUCUUUAAUGAAAAGAUUAAUUGUCCUGUCUUGGAGGUAUUGGACAUUCAAAAAUUGAAUAGCAUUAUAGCUAUAUGCGACAAUCAAUUACUCCCGGUUCAAGAAGCAAACACAAGUCAUGAGAUUACCAUGUUCACGAAGUUGAAGAUUUUGAGACUUGACGAGUUGCCAAGCUUGAAAAGUUUCUGCAAAAGUUGUGAUUCUGAAAAAGAAGAAAUAUCAGAGGAAGGCAUUUCCGAAAUACAAGCUCUCUUCAACUGCAAGGUUACUCUUCCUGUUUUGGAGAAAUUGUUCAUUAGAAAAUUAAAUAGCAUUACAGCUAUAUGGGACAAGCUAUUACUCCCCGUCCAAGAAGCAAAAAAUUCCUUUCAGUAUCUCCAAAUAUUAAAUGUAAGAGAUUGUGAGAAGAUGAAAAAGAUAAUCGGAUUCGAAAUAGGACAAGGAAAAGAAGCAGAAGCAAGUGAUGAGAUUGCCAUGUUCACUCAGUUGAAGUUAAUGGCACUUGAAGAGUUGCCAAGCUUGAAAAGUUUUUGCUACUGUGGUUCUGAAGUAGAAAAAACAUCGGAAGAAGGCAUUCCCCAAAUACGAACUCUAUUGAACUGCAAGGCUCAUGCAUGA